GUCUCAAUCUGUGCACGAGCGGAAGCGCCACGUCCUGCGAAGAGUGUCUCCUCAUCCAUCCCAAGUGUGCCUGGUGCUCCAAGGAGGAGUUUGGCAGCACAAAGUCCAUCACAUCGCGGUGUGACUUCCUGCAGAACCUGAUUGCAAACGGUUGUGCGGGAGCCAUCGAAAACCCCAGCAGCAGCAUCAGCGUGGUGAAGAACGUCCCUCUGAGCAGCAAGGGCUCCGGCCAGACCCACCUGGACGUCACGCAGAUCACGCCUCAGAAGGUCGCCUUGAAUCUUCGUCCUGGUGACCAGACCUCCUUCCGAGUUCAGGUUCGGCAAGUGGAGGACUAUCCUGUGGACCUCUACUACCUGAUGGAUCUCUCCCUGUCCAUGAACGACGACCUAGAUAAUAUUCGCAAUCUGGGGACCAAGCUGGCUGAAGAGAUGCGAAAGCUCACUAGCAAUUUCCGGCUGGGGUUUGGCUCUUUCGUGGACAAAAACAUUUCUCCUUUUUCCUACACAGCUCCGAGAUACCAAAACAAUCCCUGCAUUGGUUACAAGCUGUUCCCCAGCUGUGUCCCGUCCUUUGGCUUCCGCCACCUCUUGUCCCUAACGGAUAAAGUCGACCGUUUCAACGAAGAAGUUCAAAAACAGAAGGUUUCCCGCAACAGAGAUGCUCCAGAGGGUGGUUUUGAUGCAAUUUUGCAGGCUGCCGUCUGCAAGGAGAAGAUCGGCUGGCGUAAGGAGGCGUCUCACCUGCUGGUCUUCACGACGGAUGAUGUGCCCCACAUAGCCCUGGAUGGGAAGCUGGGGGGGCUGGUGCAGCCCCAUGACGGCCAGUGCCACCUGAAUGAAGUCAAUGAGUACAGCGCAUCCAGCCAGCUGGAUUAUCCUUCACUGGCACUUCUUGGGGAGAAACUCGCUGAAAACAACAUCCACCUGAUUUUCGCUGUUACAAAAAGUCAUUAUGUCCUGUACAAG
Molecule: messenger RNA, 968 nt
Organism: Balearica regulorum gibbericeps (East African grey crowned-crane)
Lineage: Eukaryota; Metazoa; Chordata; Aves; Gruiformes; Gruidae
Source: RefSeq, a predicted model, not a curated record